GUGGCCUGGUGCAGCGUUGAGGAGUGUGUUCGGAUUGCUGCAAGAGCAACUUCUGGUCCGGAUCUUCGUCGCGGCCGGUGAACGUACAAUGGUCAACGUUAACAGGGGCUCGACGGCGCACGCUAACGACACGGUGAACGGUGGCACUUCGGUGGGAUCCAACGGUCAGGACUUUCCACCCGUGCACUAUCUGCACGAGCUGCCCCAGGCGGACGAGGAGCGGCUGGAGAAAAUCUUCAACAAGCUCGAUCGUGACGGCAAUGGCCGGAUCGAUAUUCACGAUCUUUCCUCGGCUCUGAAGGAGUUCGGGCUUUCGCAUCAGUACGCGGAGGAGUACGGCCAUUCGUUGUUUUUUCAGCGCUUCCUGAAGCAGUCCGAUCAGACGCAGAGCGGCGAUGUCGGGCUGGCCGAGUUCAUACAUUACGUGCGGGAGCACGAAAAAAAUCUACGCUUACAGUUUACCCACCUGGACAAGAACCGGGACGGAAUGGUCGACCUGGAGGAGCUGAUAACGGCCUUCAAGGAGCUCGGCAUCGACAUGGAUCGGCACGAGGCGGCCAAGCUACUUAAACGAAUGGAUAAGGACGGUAGUUUGAACAUCAGCUUUGACGAAUGGAGAGAUUUUCUGCUGCUGGCUCCGUCGUCCGACAUCCACGAACUGGUGAAAUAUUGGCGACAUUCGACUAACCUCAGGCACAACGAAGCCUACCUGAUGACUGUUGGUCGCCUUGCCAGGAGCAACGAUCAGCAUCCCGCGCUGAUCGGUCUGAUCGAUGUUGAGCAGGCGAUCGAGCAUGUGACGGACUUGCUUUUAAGCCCACCAACGAACAUGCCCUGCAGCGUCGCGUCCACCAACGGCAGCGCGUCCUCGCAUCUGCUGGUGGAUGGUAAGUACUUGGAUAUCGGUGAGGAUCUAAACGUACCUGAUGACUUCACGCAGAGCGAAAUGCAAACCGGGAUGUGGUGGAGGCACCUGGCGGCGGGUGGAAUCGCCGGAGCAGUAUCUCGAACCUGCACAGCGCCACUGGAUCGGCUGAAGGUGUUCCUACAGGUGCAAUCAUCCAAACAGCGAAUCUCAGACUGUCUUCAGUACAUGCUGAAGGAGGGUGGCGUGCGGAGCCUGUGGCGUGGAAAUCUGAUCAACGUGCUAAAGAUCGCGCCGGAAAGUGCGAUCAAGUUCGCGGCGUACGAGCAGGUGAAGCGCUUGAUCCGUGGCAAGGACAAACGUCAGAUGACGAUCUACGAGCGGUUCGUGGCGGGUGCCUGUGCCGGAGGCGUUAGCCAGACGGUCAUCUACCCGAUGGAAGUAUUAAAAACCCGACUAGCGCUGCGAAAGACCGGCGAGUACAGUAGCAUCGUUGAUGCGGCCACAAAGAUCUACCGGCGGGAAGGGCUGCGUUCCUUCUACCGCGGCUACAUUCCAAACAUGCUCGGCAUCAUCCCGUACGCCGGCAUCGAUCUGGCGGUGUACGAGACGCUGAAGAAGAAGUACCUUAGCCACCACGAGACGGAGCAGCCCAGCUUCUGGCUGUUGCUGGCUUGUGGUAGUGCGUCCAGCACACUCGGUCAAGUUUGCUCUUACCCCCUGGCAUUGGUCCGAACGAGAUUGCAAGCUCAAGCGGUCACAAUUGGUCCGAACGCGGAUGGCAGUGUCACGGUGGAACCGAACAUGACCAAUGUAUUUAAGCGAAUAAUACAAACGGAAGGUCCCUUGGGUCUCUACCGUGGCAUCACGCCGAACUUCAUCAAAGUAUUACCGGCCGUCUCGAUCAGCUACGUCGUGUACGAGUAUUCGAGCCGUGCCCUCGGUGUUAAUAUGACGUGAUCUGUGUCACAGUUGCAAAGCAUUGCACCGCGCACUCCUCGCACCGUGCCGCUGCAACCUCUUCGCUUCGUGUCCCGCCCGGCACCGCGUCGUUCUGCGAUGUUUCGGCUUCUCGGUACACGGCGCCGCUCAGCCGUUCGGCUCCAUCAUUCUCAUCAAACCCUCUGGCGUGGUUCCAGCGAAUGGACCGUCCAUGGAAAGCUGAGUGACUAAGGCUUAUCCCUGCACAUUCGCCUCAACGUUCCGGUCAGAUGUUUAGCUGUGUUCCAUCAAAUCCUAACACCACUCGAAGACGACGAAACGGUCGCACUAUCUUGGGUGACACAGAUAGUUGUUUAGCUGCAAGGGCCUGGGACGGAUCUGCCUGAGGCCCAGGAGCCUUCUCUGAGCCGUUGUGGCGCUCUCUCGCAGGGUGAUUGUGAUAAAGUAAUGUCCGCCAGGCGCGCAAACGACCGACCAGCAAGUAAACAACGUAAGGAACUCGAAUUUUGUUGCAAAAGCUCAAGGGAAGCAAUCCGAAGGAGCUUAAUGAGACGAAAAGUUGACAAGAGAUGCUAGUUGCAGAUGCAGAUCAUAUUAAAUUAUUUUACCUAUUAGUAGCAAUUUUUAAAAAAUUGUAUUAUUCAAUUUUCAAAGCAACUGUGCAUUGUCGAAACAACCGGCAGAGGUUAGAGCCCGAUGUAGGCCAUUUAGACAUUUUCGUUUGUCUACCGAAGAACGGGAGAGGCUUUCGUUCCUUAGGCUUGGCGGAUCGCGUUCGCAACAACGAUUCGAUCUGCUCGGAGGUGAUGGUGAUAGCGAUUCCGGGCGCUUGAAAGGGUGCAGCCCUUUUCUGUAUAGCUAGGUUAGGACAUAAAGCAAUCAGUGUCCCUCUCCUUGGUUCUAUCUCUCUACCUGUGCGUCACACUGUGUCAAAACGUGAAAUGAUAUACUCUAACCGAGCCACCAGAGAGAUAAAGAACGAAUCGUAGUGGUCAAGCCAAGUCCAAGCCCGUGCUACGGUACGUGCAAGAUGUGUGAGAAGAAAAUGUUGGCAAACAAAAGCCCUAACACAAAAUGGCAUAAACGGUGAACCAUUUAAACGCGCCGCGUACACACAACAGCUAGCAAAGACUUCUACAAUGUUAGAUUAUUUAUUAAAAUAGACAAAAUGAAAGUGAAAAGCGGACGAUGCACUGAAAUGAAAAUGAAUGAUUACAAUAACAAUCACAUAAUCAAUUGUGGAAUUCUUUAGUUUUUGUUUUCUUUUCUCCAUUUUAUGAUAUCAUUACUUACACUACAAAUUUCACUCAUCAUUCGAUUGUUUUUGGCUCCAUUCGGAGUGUUCCCUGCUUUGGGAGAUGCGAAAUUUAUCCCCCUGAAACUGUUUGCUAAACGCGAUUAUUUUAUCUUACGCUGUUUGUCCUUAUCCGCUUGAUUAUAACGUUUUUUUUGUUGCACGUGUUUCGACACUAUUUUCGAGUCCCGUUUUUCUGUUUCGAUUAUAUUUUGCCAUUAAACGUGAGAUGUGGCCAACGUGAGUACACUGGGCAGAUGGAAAGGAAUAUGCUGAACCUAAUGUAAUUGAACCAACGAGAUACGAGGCUAGAAAAUACUGAAGGCAAGUGACGUAUGGUAUCUCUUUUGACCGCUAACAAGUUAUAUAUCUCCUGUGAUCAUGGAUGUUAAUCUUAAACAUAUUGAAAGUAAAAUAAAGCCUUCACACAACUAACAAAUGACAGUUACGACGCGUAGAAGGUGCAGCUAACGCAGUUACGCUGCAACUAUUGCGUCUUGGAAAGGGCUCCGGAAGGCCCGGAAUAUGUGGCAAAGACGAAUAAAAUAAAGAAAUUCAAGAUUGGAGAGUGUACGAAGCUCCUUCUCACAAAACUGCACCAUCUUUUUUCUGGUUCAUGAAACUAAACGCAACAAUACCGAUACUGAAUACUGAAGAAACACAUACUGAAGCCAUGGAACCGCCGGAAGGAUAAGAUUAGAUAGGAUAAGUUGAUACGCGCAGGAGAAGAACGAACGGAGGAUGAGCUCACGAGGAAGAAAAAAACGAAAGCACGUGUGCGUGUAGCGACAAAUGUAACGAAAUUUACAGCAUUUUAGGUGUUUGUUACCAAUGAAGUGAUAUAUUAAUGAUUUUCUCUCAAUUUUAUAGAACAAAUCAUGUACUUAUACUGUAAAUGAAAACAGAAAGACCGGCCAAGGCAUGAAACGUCUUCUGGCAUCGGUCCCAGUGCAGUCCGAUUUCAUACCCUUCUUCGUAACCACGCUUCCCUUCUUCUAUCGUCGUUACAACAGAAAACACUAUCGAAUAGUUACAGAUGCAUAGUUAACAUCGCGCGACGAGUUUCAAUAUUGCUAGCUCUCUGUUGAUGAAUUGCACACUAAGGCUGAAAGUUGAACAAAGACAUUUUCUCUUCUUGCUCCUUACUACACGGAAUGAACGUUAUUUUGAUCAACAGAUAUUUACGCAAUCUCGCAAUUAACGGCCACUGCGGAAACUCCAAACAUGCUACGCAAAC
This is a messenger RNA of Anopheles bellator, 4338 nucleotides long. RefSeq names its product mitochondrial adenyl nucleotide antiporter SLC25A25 (gene SCaMC). Lineage: Eukaryota; Metazoa; Arthropoda; Insecta; Diptera; Culicidae. Gene Ontology annotation, cellular component: mitochondrial inner membrane. The coding region runs from base 89 to 1825 and encodes 578 amino acids. The record is from RefSeq and is a predicted model, not a curated record. Gene Ontology annotation, biological process: transmembrane transport. Gene Ontology annotation, molecular function: calcium ion binding; ATP transmembrane transporter activity. The transcript is spliced from 7 exons.